AUGGAUCUCCAUUAUCGUAGUUGGGAGCAUCAUUCCCCUCCGUUCCCCGCACCAAGCAGUCGAAUAGGUAGUUCUGAUCAACCUUCAAAUCCGCCUAUCAGUCAAAGGACCACCUGGAGCAGCUCUGAUAUGCCAAGACCAGGAUCUUUUAUGCAUCCAUUUGUUGUUGGCCACAGUUCUGGUGCAAGAGCAGGGAGUUCAGUUGCUCCCUCAUUGAUCCCUCCUUACCCUUGUAGCAAUGCUCGGGCCCGUGAUAGAGUACAGGCUCUCCAGGCAUACUAUCAACCACAACUUCCUAGCACUUCACCUGGCUUACGGACACCCAUUGUUUCCGGCUCCCGAAGAUCAAGCAGUCAUAGAAGUCAUGUUCAAGCAGGGUCAGCAGCCUCAUCAUCUGACCAGGUCGACAGGGAAACCAGUUGGGGCACAUUCCAUCAAUCCGCUGCCGUGCUCAGAUAUCGGUGUAAGAUCCAGCAGCUUUCGCCACAGGCACGGAUCUGAGAGGAUGCAAUGACAAGAUCAUUCAGAACUUAUCUUUCCUCAUUUUACGCCCUUACUGGGUGA
Hibiscus syriacus is the source of this 564-nucleotide messenger RNA. RefSeq lists its product as uncharacterized. The transcript is spliced from 3 exons. Bases 1 to 501 code for a protein of 166 amino acids. Lineage: Eukaryota; Viridiplantae; Streptophyta; Magnoliopsida; Malvales; Malvaceae. Gene Ontology annotation, molecular function: ubiquitin-protein transferase activity. The record is from RefSeq and is a predicted model, not a curated record.